GCAAAACCUUAGAGGGAAGAGCAAGGAGGAUGUAUUGGCUAUUAGGAAAGCGCAGAUUGCUGGCAGAAAAUGACAUCCUCUAAUAAGAUCUAAGAGCUCUGGGGAGUGUCUUGACAGAGAACCUGAGCUGGACAAAGCAGCCUUAAUCUGAGUGAGCUAACCAGCACCAUGAAAAUAUCAGGUGUCCUUCUGCUCCUCUCUCUGGCUCUUUUCAGCUUUUAUUCAGGUGUCUUCAGUCAAGGAGUUCAGAUUGACUGUGGUGAGUUCCAGGACCCCAAGGUCCACUGCACUCGAGAAUCUAAUCCCCACUGUGGUUCUGAUGGCCGGACAUAUGGCAAUAAAUGUACCUUCUGUAAGGCAAUGGUGAAAAGUGGUGGGAAGCUCAGCCUAAAGCACCCUGGAAAAUGCUGAAUCAGAACAAGCGUUUUCUGCUGACUUGCCAGCUCCCUCAUCCUUUUCUUGCCUCUGCUCUUACUUUUCUCUAGUGAAUCCCUUCAAUUUAUAAAGACACACCUUCUACUCUACCUUGAGCUUGGGGAGUUCAAUAUAUAUUUCCCUUGAUUCACUCGUCAAUAAAGUAAAUUCUAUAGAA
Molecule: messenger RNA, 592 nt
Organism: Lagenorhynchus albirostris (white-beaked dolphin)
Lineage: Eukaryota; Metazoa; Chordata; Mammalia; Artiodactyla; Delphinidae
Product: serine protease inhibitor Kazal-type 6
Exons: 5
Coding region: 169-411 (80 amino acids)
Molecular function (GO): protein binding
Source: RefSeq, a predicted model, not a curated record